AUGGGUUCAUCAGCUUCUAAACCAGAGACUAAAGUCUUCACUCCAUCAACACCAAUUGAUUUCAGUGCAUCAUUUUUGUCCCAGUUGGAAAACUCGUCGGAAUCUGAUUAUUCUCGUGCCCAAUACACUGAAAAAUAUAUUCAGGAUAGAGUUGCUGCAGAAUUAAGGAAACUAGAACAAGAAACAGUCAAAAACUUCCAAUCAGUAACAAAUGAUUCAUUAAUUCAAGACAACAAGCCGGGGUUAUCAGUCAAUGCAUCGAAUGAAAAGCUCGAAAAAUUAACCAAGAUCUUAGAAGAGAAUGUUAAGUUGGCCAAGGUUGAAGUCAGCAAAGAUGUGCAAGAAGCCAGAGGAGAAGUUAUCAAAUGUUUGAAGGAUAAUAAGGGAAAAAGCUUGAACUGCUGGGACGAAGUUGAAGCUUUCACAAAAUUAAUUAAAGAAUUAUAG
Molecule: messenger RNA, 447 nt
Organism: Debaryomyces hansenii CBS767
Lineage: Eukaryota; Fungi; Ascomycota; Pichiomycetes; Serinales; Debaryomycetaceae
Exons: 2
Coding region: 1-447 (148 amino acids)
Source: RefSeq, a predicted model, not a curated record